ACUAUCUGUCUACAUGCCCAGUGUUUGUAUAUAAUUUCAGCCGUUUUUCAUCAGGAGCUGUAAAGACACUUGGUCACGAGGACCAUCACAAGGAAGUCCCGGGGAUGUGAUUAUCGUCAAAGCAAACUACACCAUAAACACAGAUUUGACUGCUCUUACUUCUGCUUUUUACUGUAAACGUCUGAUUGUUACUGAAAAAUACGCAGUGAUUCAAAAUGUCAUCGGAAGAGUUUGAAAAGUUACACGAAAUCUACAGAUCUCUGUAUGACGAGAUUAAAUUGAUGCCGGAGAGAGCUCUGAAAUGUCACGGAGAGGAAAGGAAGAAGCUGGUGAGAGUUUUCGACGAGAGACAGGGGGAGGCUGAGGAAGUGUUACAAGGAAUGGAAGAAGAGCUACGUGCUGCCCCUCCGUCUUUCCGAAAUGCUAUGAGUACAAAGUUGCGUCUAUACCACCGGGAUCUCGGCAAGCUGCAGAGAGACAUGAAAAACUCAGCCCCAGGGUUUGGCUCCUCUUCCCGCCCUGCUGAAGGGAGCCAUCACAGCAUCUACUCAUCACAAAAUCAACACAGUACAAGCAUGCAGUCCCAGAGAGCCCUGCUCCUCCAGGGUACUGAGGUCUCUUAACAAUGCCAGCCAAGUAUUGAGCGCAGCCAGCGGAUCGCUGCAGAGACCGAGAAUAUCGGCACAGAUAUCAUUGAGGAGCUGGGAGAGCAGAGAGAGCAGCUGGACCGGGCCAGAAACAGACUUGUGAACACAGGAGAAAACCUCAGUCGAAGUCGGAAAAUUCUCCGGGCCAUGUCACGGCGGAUUGUGACAAACAAGUUGCUGUUAGGUGUCAUCAUUCUGAUGGAGUUGGCCAUUCUGGGGGCAGUGGUUUACCUCAAGUUCUUCAGAAAAUGAGUCAUCUGCAGUGUGUAAAAACAGUCUGAGCCUGGACCGAGACAAAGCCUGGCUCUCCACAUCUAUCUUCACAGAACUCUUCAGUUGCAAUAAUGUUGUUCUCGGUACACUGUUUCUCAAAGUGCAAAUAAGGACAGUAAAGGGGUUCGGUCUUGGGAAGUCUGUCCAUCAACAGAGGAAGGUCAUAAAUGUGACUGACAAACUAAUGAACCUGUAUUGGACCAAACUUACAGAAACCCCCUUGGACCGACUGUAUGCUGAAAUUGCACUACUUUUUUUUUUAAAGGACUGUUUCUUCAGUGAGGCCUGUGGAAGGAUUUUCUGGACUGGUGUGCUGGCUUCUGUUAAUCACAGAUCAGAUUCUAUGGAUUUCUUAAAGUCAGAAUACAAUCCACAUAAGUAGUGGAUGUUCAGGUUGCAGUACGUAUGAAGUAUUUGGGAUGUUAUUUAUCUCAGAUAGAGAUACUUUGUCAUUACUAUUCAACACAAUUGUAUUGUUCCAUUAUAUACAAAUACUUAAAUACAGAAUGUGAUGAAAUGACCACCAUUUGGAUCUAUUUUUAUAGUAUCUUCACGCCCAGUAUUCAAGUUGUAUUGCAUUCAUUUUAAUGACCAAGUCUGACAUAUGUGUGAAUGUGAAAAAUGGCUGCAAACUUUUAGUACAGAGUCAGAGUAUAAUCUUGUUUGUUAAUCACUGUAUGAUUAUCCCUGUUACAGGUAAACCCAAUUCUAUAUCUAUAUUUGGCAGCCUACGGAAGAUUAGAGCUAAUCUUUAACCUUCAGAAUUUGUAUUUGGUCUGAUAGGAGCAGUACUUGGUUGCCAAACUGGCCGAGCUAACAAAAAACAUCCGCUGUGGAGCUGACAUCACCAUAAUAUAUUAAAGGCUGAAGCUGCGGGCUGGCAAGGUAGUGCUGGGUAAACAACAUCUGUUAUCCCAGUGUAAAUCUCAAAUAAUAGGUGAUAAAGUUAUUUUAGUUCAGUGCUCUUGAAGUGUCCCAUCUGCUGCUGUGUUUUUGUUCUGUAAUGAAAUCAUGCCGUUUUGGUGUGAUGCCAGGUGCAAUAACAACUUUGGUGACCUACUUGUGGGGGUAUUUUGCAUGGAAGAAGCUACUGGUAAUUAAUUAGUCUUGACCAGAAUGUUGCCUUACUAUUCUGAUGAAGAGGAAAGCAAAACGUUGGCGUUGUAAACAGGAGGGUACUAUGGGUAGAUGCUUAAUACAUUUAUGUGAUCACUCUAUCAAAUUAAAAAUGCCACUUCUUCAAUGUACGUUUGUGAAUAUUUUGCCAUAAAUACUUUUAACAACUUACACAAAGUUUAAAAUAUUCUUUUAGGUGCUUGGGUAACUUCUGUACACAACCACAGUGGAACAUUUGGAAAUGAAGCAAUCAAGAUGUGGUUGAAAUGUGGACUUUCAGCUUUAAUUCAAGGAGUAAAUAUUGCAUUAACUGUUUAACAAUUACAAUUAUUUUAUUGUAUUCCCUCCAUUUUCAGAAGCUCAAAAGUAAUAAGACAACUCACUCACAUGCAGCUUCAUGUCCAGAUUUGAGCUGUUACCUGAUUAUUCUAUGUCAAUAAAGCAAAUAAAAGGUCUGGAGUUGA
Molecule: messenger RNA, 2500 nt
Organism: Sphaeramia orbicularis (orbiculate cardinalfish)
Lineage: Eukaryota; Metazoa; Chordata; Actinopteri; Kurtiformes; Apogonidae
Gene: vti1b
Product: vesicle transport through interaction with t-SNAREs 1B
Biological process (GO): retrograde transport, endosome to Golgi; intra-Golgi vesicle-mediated transport; regulation of protein localization to plasma membrane
Cellular component (GO): ER to Golgi transport vesicle membrane; late endosome membrane; endoplasmic reticulum membrane
Molecular function (GO): SNAP receptor activity; SNARE binding
Source: RefSeq, a predicted model, not a curated record